AUGAACUUAUUCAACUCUGCUCUUGGGAAAAACAUCACUUUUGUGCAUCCUGCAUAUUUCGAAAUAAGUGGUUUAUUUGGCAUCCCAAAUGUCAAGUAUUACUAUGUCUUUCUCUUUUUUGUUUAUGUUAUUUCAGUGCUGGGAAACACAGUUGUGAUGGCCAUAAUAAUUUUAGAUCAUGAUCUGAGAACUCCAAAAUAUAUUGCAGUUUUUAAUUUUGCAUUUGUCGAUCUGUUUGGUAGCUCUGCUUUGGUGCCAAAGCUUCUUGACAUCUUUCUGUUUAACCAUCGCUACAUCCCCUACAACGACUGCUUGACAUACCUGUUUUUCUGCUACACCUGCCUUUCGAUGCAGACUCUUAAUCUGGUCGCACUCUCCUAUGACAGACUGAUGGCUAUCAUCUUCCCACUGCAUUAUCAAGUGAGGGUGACCCACAGGUUCAUGCUGUCUUUGAUUGCCUCUUUCUGGGUCUUUGUCAUUACUGUUAUGUUUAUUGUAGUUGGUCUUCUCACAAGACUUUCCUUCUGUAAAUCUGUGGUUAUUAACAGCUAUUUCUGUGACCACGGGCAGAUAUACCGGCUUGCCUGCAAUGACUAUACACCCAGCUUUGUUAUUAGUGUUUUGUUACCACUUCUUAUUAUUUGGCUUCCUCUGAUAUUUAUCUUGUUUAGUUACCUAUAUAUUGGCUAUGCAUUGUCUAAAGUGGCCACACUUCGGGAAAGAGUGAAAGCCUUUAAAACCUGCACAGCUCAUCUGUCAUUAGUGGCAAUCUAUUUCCUCCCAAUAUUAAUCACAUUUACUUUAAUGGAAAAAAUACAUCCAAAUGCCAGGAUUAUAAACCUGUCUCUGACCUCCAUCUUUCCUCCCAUGUUGAACCCAAUCAUUUAUGUUCUGCAGACACAAGAAAUCAAAGAAUCUGUAAAAAGAUUGUUUAAGAUCAGAGUGCAGUCCAAAAUUACAGUUAAGAAAGGAACCAUAAUGUGA
Chelmon rostratus (copperband butterflyfish) is the source of this 984-nucleotide messenger RNA. RefSeq names its product olfactory receptor 52K1-like. Gene Ontology annotation, cellular component: membrane. The transcript has a single exon. NCBI's taxonomy places the organism in Eukaryota, Metazoa, Chordata, Actinopteri, Chaetodontiformes, Chaetodontidae. Gene Ontology annotation, biological process: G protein-coupled receptor signaling pathway. Gene Ontology annotation, molecular function: olfactory receptor activity; G protein-coupled receptor activity. The record is from RefSeq and is a predicted model, not a curated record. Bases 1 to 984 code for a protein of 327 amino acids.